AUGAUGAAUCCGAGUGAGGAAACUGAGCUCUGCUUUCCACAGCUCCCCAACUCUUCCUGCAGGAUUGCCAAGCGUUCUUCCUCUCUGUCCCUGCUCAUUUACACUCUGCUGUCAUCCAUCUCUUUGCUCACUGUGACCCUGAACCUGCUAGUCAUCAUCUCCAUAUCUCACUUUAAGCAGCUCCACACACCCACCAGCCUCCUCCUCCUCUCUCUGGCUGUCUCCGAUCUCUUCAUUGGCUUCGUCAUGCUUUUUCAGAUUAUGCUCAUAAAUGGCUGCUGGCUCCUGGGUAACCUCAUGUGUGCUUUGUAUUAUCUUAUGGCCUGCAUUGUUACCUCCACCUCCAUAGGAAACAUGGUUCUCAUAUCCAUGGACCGCUAUGUGGCUAUUUGUGACCCUCUGCAAUAUUCCACUAAAAUCACACAAACACGAGUUCAGGUCUGUGUGUGGGUGUUGUGGAUGUGUUCUGCUGUAGUUGGAGUUUUGGGUCUUGACCUGAAGCAUCCAAGCAGGUACAGCAUCUGCUUUGGAGAAUGUGUGUUUGUUAUCGAUUACAUUAAUGGACGCAUUGAUCUGUUUUUGUCCUUCAUCGGUCCAGUCACUGUCAUAAUAAUUUUGUAUAUGAGAGUAUUUAUAAUAGCUGUGUCUCAGGCCCGGGCCAUGCGCUCGCACGUAGUUACAGUCACACAUUCAGUGAGUGUAACUGCUAAGAAAUCAGAAAUUAAAGCAGCCAGAACACUGGGUGUAGUUGUGGUCACAUUUCUAAUAUGUCUCUGUCCAUACUUUAGUGUUACUCUUACAGGCCAGGACACUUUGCUGAAUUCUUCCUCUUCGGCCUUUGUAAUUUGGUUGUUCUCUUUUAACUCCUGUCUAAACCCUGUGAUUUAUGCUUUUUUUUACCCCUGGUUCAGAAAAUCUGUUAAACUAAUUGUUACACUCAGGAUACUGCAGCCUGACUCCUGUGAGACCAACAUAACUUAG
Betta splendens (Siamese fighting fish) is the source of this 981-nucleotide messenger RNA. RefSeq names its product trace amine-associated receptor 13c-like. Gene Ontology annotation, molecular function: trace-amine receptor activity. The coding region runs from base 1 to 981 and encodes 326 amino acids. The transcript has 2 exons. Gene Ontology annotation, cellular component: membrane. NCBI's taxonomy places the organism in Eukaryota, Metazoa, Chordata, Actinopteri, Anabantiformes, Osphronemidae. The record is from RefSeq and is a predicted model, not a curated record. Gene Ontology annotation, biological process: G protein-coupled receptor signaling pathway.